CUCCGAACUCAAACCUACAAGUCCUUCCUCUAUUUCCCUUCUUUUCCCAUCAAAAUAAUUGCGGUAACGACAACGUGCAAGAGGUUCUCGACAGAGUUGGUGUGGAUUUUUUAAAUUUAGUCACUUCAACAAUAUAUUCAUUACUAUAUAUUUGUUCAGCGAGAUACAUUUACUUAUGUGGAAGUAGAGUAGGAGAUUGAUUGCUCAUUUUCGAAAGAAGAAUUUUCAAUUGUGAAAAUUUUUCAAACUCCUGGAUUUUCUGAAUGUUAAAAAUGUCUCUACGUCAGUUCAUCAUAAUCCUGAGUAUAUUUACUUGGUGUGCAUAUAUCGAUGCAGGAAGACAAGUCAGACCCCUCGAUUGCGAAAAAUACGUAUUUCAUCCCCACUGCAGAGGCACCCAGGCACGUAAACGGAUGAUUUCACAAAUAAAAAACGAAAACACUGAGCAGCCGUGCACUUGUGGAGGCGGCAAAGAUGAUCAUGCCAAUGCUAUUCCUAAUGCCAAGUUAUUGGAAGCUAUCCUGGCAAACGGAUUUGACGUGAACACGAUUUACAACGCUUACGCCGCGACAUCAGAUCGACAUAGGGAUUACCAUGACAAUAGUAGAGACCGAGGAAAUCAGCGGAGGAGGUCCAUGAUUGACAACUCAGUUGAUGUACCAAAUACUGAUCUGGAAGUGGAUUACUAGAAAAACAAAAAAAUGAACAACGUUUAACAAAAAAAAAACUUCUUACUCCUUUGUGACGUGGCUAAUUGAAAUUUUUUUUAAAUAUUGCACGACAACUUUCAACGACGAGAACGAAUCAAAACAUAUGAAUUAUCAAUUUGAUUAAAAUUUAUUAACAACAUUCCCGAAUGAGUCAACACUCUGCAGUUAAUGAAAAUUACGUUUGGUGAAAUCAUUGAAAUUUCAAUUGAAAAAUAAUUAAACGUACUAAGUGCGUUA
Messenger RNA from Fopius arisanus, 947 nucleotides. RefSeq lists its product as uncharacterized. Lineage: Eukaryota; Metazoa; Arthropoda; Insecta; Hymenoptera; Braconidae. The record is from RefSeq and is a predicted model, not a curated record.